Thamnophis sirtalis is the source of this 511-nucleotide messenger RNA. The record is from RefSeq and is a predicted model, not a curated record. Lineage: Eukaryota; Metazoa; Chordata; Lepidosauria; Squamata; Natricidae.
CACCAUGUGUUCCUCAAACUCUGAGAAGUACCACUCAUGAUUCAGAAUGUUCUCUUAAGGCCAGAUAGUUGUCACAUAGUCACCUAGACAGGGCUACAGGUUCAGCAGCUGUGAGGCUGAGUCCAUCAACCAAUUUGUCGAAGAAAUGGACACCCAUAUGGACUUGCUGACAGAGCUCCACCUUCUGGAUAAGGUACCUACUCUAGAGCGACUCCGAGCUGCCCAGAAACGCAGGGCUCAGCAGUUGAAGAAAUGGGCUCAGUAUGAGAAGGAGAUGCAGCACAAGAAGCGAAAGCACGAGAAAAAGAGGAACGUUGUCUGCUCCAAGAAGGUGUCUUUUGAGGCCAGCGUUGCAUUGCUGGAAGCUUCGUUAAGGAACGAUAUUGAGGAAGUCUGUUAUUUAUUGAACAACGACUUCAGUCCCGAUCUAUGCAAUGAAGAUGGAUUAACUGCACUGCAUCAAGUGGAAGAAGAAGUUAUCCAUCAGCAGAUAAAAAUGCAAGAGAGUUAA